CUCCAACGGUCACGCGUGAGAGUGAGAGUGUUUCUAUAAUAACUUCGAAGCACCCCUCUUCUACUUUUCCACUUCUAACCCUAAGCCGCCUCCGCUCACAUAAAAGCCUUUUACCCUAACAUCUCUUCACUCGUUGAAUUUUCAACUACUCUCUUCUUCUUCUUCUUCUUAAAUCUUCUCCAAUCAUAUUCUUAUCUUCUCUCCAGACCAUUCGUUUUCUUCUGCACUUCUCUUGCUUUGCUUCAAUUUUUCUCCCAGAUGGACGUUGCAGUACUUCAUCCGCAGGAUUUUCUCGCAAACAAACCACCCAACCAUUACCAAACCAUACCCCCAAACUUUCCCAACAUGAAACUCUCCAACCCUAACCCUAAGUUCCAGCGGAGUUCCCGAAGCCGCAAGAAGCGGGCCGAUCCAGUCCCACAAGACGCCCGCGGCCCGGCCCAACACGCCAAGCCUCAGAAACACCACCCGCAGCAGCUUGUCAUGGGCCAGGUCAAAAUCCUGAAACGAGGCGAGCUACUUGCUCAAAAGACGCCGGAUCUACAACCGCCGUCGGAAUCCGUCCAGAACGAGGUAACCACCCAGACGAAGACCGUGGAUAUAAGUUUCGACGUCACCAACAGCACAACCAUGAACCACUACAGAAACCUUUAUUAGCCACCACUUCCUCGC
This is a messenger RNA of Vigna umbellata (rice bean), 672 nucleotides long. The record is from RefSeq and is a predicted model, not a curated record. Lineage: Eukaryota; Viridiplantae; Streptophyta; Magnoliopsida; Fabales; Fabaceae.